AUGGCCUUCAGGACGCAGCUUGCGCAGUCAGGUACUCGCUUGACGGCCGACUCAGUCGGUCACGUCGCGAGCGCCUUUAUGGGCCAGUGGGACGCCGGCGAGGAACAUGUGAUCGAGCAGCACAGUUGCAGAAGCGCCUCUUCAGGUGCUUGUGUGCCUGUGCUGGAUCUUUCGCACAACGCAUUAGAGGAUGCUGGAGUGGAGGCUAUCGCCCAAACUGUUGUGAGGAGCGUUUGCCUUCGCCUGCGAAAUGUCGGAUGCACGAAAGAUGGCCUGCAAAAGCUCUUGAAAUGCCAUGAAUGGAUCGUGGAGCUCGACGUGGGCAGAAAUCCGAUAGGUGUGGUGGAUGUCACUGCGCUCUUUUCCGUUGUCAAAAGUUCGAAAAAGUGGGAGGUUCUCAACAUCUCCAGACUGGCUGUGCUUGCAGGCUUCGAGUAUACUGCAAAUCUGGUCACGCCAGAGAUGGUGGAGUGCCUCCGGAAAGCUCCAGGAUUGAAAGAUGUGGACUGCAGUGAGAAUCGACUCGAUGAUGAUCGUGCAAAAAUCAUUGUCGAGGCUGUGAAGGACUCUGAGACAGAUCGCUUGCAGCGCUUGGCGAUGAACGAGUCAGGGUGUGGAAUUUUGACAGCAGAAGCUCUGAAGGCGGUGCUCAGCCAAAGAGCCAUGCUGAGUGGAAGGGUCCCCUACGGCAGCAGCCGAUGUACAGCCUUGCGGAUCCUUGAACUCAGAGGCAACAAGCUCCAUGACGACUGCAUGAAGAUUUUUUCGCAGGGUCUGGGAGACAGCAUCUCGUUGGAGAAGCUGAUCCUAGCAGGGUAUGUUGCUGAAGUGGCGGUUAACAUCCUGCACUUCGAAUUCGGGGUGGAAAACUGGGAUGUGCUGGACUGGCGGCAGCAGCCGCGGCGCCCGUUCAAGAGAUCCUUCAUCCCCUUUGAUCCGGAUGCGGUGGAGACUUCUGGAGGCACUGACAAGGAACGUUUGCAGCUUCAAUGCCUCUACCUGUGUGCCAUGGCUGAAAUCGCUCGUGCGCACGACAGUGACUUGGACACAUCGCCAAGCAAUCUUCACGGAGUACUGAACAUUGUCCAGACGAACCCCAUCUUGUCUCUUCUGCUGGUGUGCUUCGUGCCGCUGGGUUUUGCUUCCCAUGCGCUGGGGUUUCAACCAUCCUAUGUCUUCGGAUGCAACUUCAUGGCCAUUAUUCCGCUCGCUUGGAUCAUCGGCAAGUCCACCGAGGAUUUGUCCGCCUCCGUCGGUCAGACGAUGGGCGGACUGCUAAAUGCCUCGUUUGGAAACCUGGUUGAGAUGCUUCUAGUUAUCGCGGGCAUUCGAAGGAACCAGGUCGUCGUUGUUCAGUGCACUCUUUUGGGCUCAAUUCUCAGCAACUUGCUGUUGGUAAUGGGAUGUGCCUUUCUCCUCGGCGGAUGGUUCUAUGCGACGCAAAAAUACUCUCAGCAAGGUGCUUCAACUCAGUGCACUCUGCUGGCACUGAGUGUCUUCUCAAUAGCUCUCCCAACGCUGUAUGCGAAGAUUCUGGAGGAAACUCAAGAGUUCGAGCACAUGCUGCAGGUAUCUCGCUGGUCCUCUGUGUUUCUCCUGGUCACGUAUGCCGCGUACCUGUAUUUUCAGCUCGGAACUCACCAAGCACUCUUUGAAGACCUUUCUGGCGAGGAGGAAGAGGAAGUGCCGGAUCUGACACCGGGUUUCGCGGCUGUCGUGCUGGCGGUGGCAACCGUAGUGACAUCAUACUCGACGGAUUUCUUAAUCGAUUCUAUCGAAGGUACCGUGGAAAAGUAUGACCUCUCUCAGGAGUUCAUUGGAAUUAUAUUGCUUCCCAUUAUUGGGAAUGCUGCGGAGCACUACACGGCCAUCACGGUGGCCAUGCGGAACAAGAUGGACCUUGCCCUUGGAGUUGCAGCAGGGUCCUCGUGCCAGAUGGCCCUUUUGGUAACCCCUUUCAGCGUGCUGGUAGGAUGGGCGUUCGAUAGGGAAAUGUCGUUGGAUUUCCACUCCUUUCAGGUUGCUGUGCUCUUCAUUUCAGUUUUCCUGGCUUCAAGCAUUCUCAGCAAUGGCACAUCGAAUUGGCUGGAGGGGCUGAUGCUGUUAGUCACGUACAUCGUCUUAGCACUGAUCUAUUUCUUUGAGGGAGCUGGCAAAGGUCACUCUCUUGCUGUGUUGGAUUGA
This is a messenger RNA of Symbiodinium sp. CCMP2592, 2184 nucleotides long. The record is from the annotation of a GenBank genome assembly. NCBI's taxonomy places the organism in Eukaryota, Dinophyceae, Suessiales, Symbiodiniaceae.